UUCGAAGGUGAAAAAGAAAGCCCGAUGGAGAGAUCGCCGUCUUCCGUCCCCGAACAGCGCAUCUUCGUGGAUUUUGUUCCUUUAGAUCGAGUGGUUUCAUCAAAUGAAGCAGAGUUCUUUGUCGUUGAACUCCCAGGUUUUAGGAAGGAGCAUAUCAGUAUCCGCAUCAACGACUUCGGCAACCUGAAGAUCACCGGAGAACGCCCACUGGUCGGAAACCGAUGGAGCCGCUUCGUCAAGGAGUUCCAAGUGCCGGAUCACUGUAACGCCAGCGAGAUCAAGGCCGCGCUUGAGAACGGCCUCCUCCGGAUCGAACUUCCGAACUUCGCCGGAGGCAACCGGCAAGACCGGAAGCUUCGCCGGAGGCGAGAGAUGAUGGCCGGGAAAGUGGUCUGCGCCAGAGGACCGAGUCGAGAACGACGGAGCCCGUUGGAAGCAUCGGUCAGCCAUUAA
Zingiber officinale is the source of this 453-nucleotide messenger RNA. RefSeq names its product inactive protein RESTRICTED TEV MOVEMENT 2-like. Gene Ontology annotation, biological process: protein complex oligomerization; protein folding; response to hydrogen peroxide. The transcript is spliced from 2 exons. The record is from RefSeq and is a predicted model, not a curated record. The coding region runs from base 25 to 453 and encodes 142 amino acids. Lineage: Eukaryota; Viridiplantae; Streptophyta; Magnoliopsida; Zingiberales; Zingiberaceae.